This is a messenger RNA of Plasmodium vivax (malaria parasite P. vivax), 2688 nucleotides long. RefSeq names its product metal transporter, putative. NCBI's taxonomy places the organism in Eukaryota, Apicomplexa, Aconoidasida, Haemosporida, Plasmodiidae. Bases 523 to 2688 code for a protein of 721 amino acids. Gene Ontology annotation, biological process: metal ion transport. The record is from RefSeq and is a predicted model, not a curated record. Gene Ontology annotation, molecular function: cadmium ion transmembrane transporter activity; manganese ion transmembrane transporter activity. Gene Ontology annotation, cellular component: membrane. The transcript has a single exon.
AAAGUUCGAACGAGUGGCAGUUGGGGAGGCAGAUUGCAUGCCUGUAGCUGCACGGAAUUCCAUAUAACCAUUUCGUAACGUGCACGUGUAUACAUACCUGUUAUGUGCAUAUAUAAGCGAAGCGGCGGAGAGGGAGGCACAGCAUACCAUUUGAGGAGAGUGUGAAGCGGCAUACCAUUUGAGGAGAGUACGUGGGAAGUCUCCUGCGGGGUAAAUGCCUGAUUCGAUUGGUUGGCCAUCCAACCCGGUGUAUUAUUCCUCUCGUUGAAGAACCCAACCGGAAGGUUAACCCAAGCGGUAUUUUCACCAGGGCGUACUUAUGCAGCCUUUUGUUCUUCGUCCACCCCGAGGAAGAGGAACCGUAUAGGAAGACGCUCAACAGUGGAUAAAGCGGAGCAGCCACGCGGAGUAGCCGCUCAGAGCAGCCACACAGACCGAACUGCACCAAACUGAGUGCGUGUUGCCGAACGGCGUGAGCGAACAAAUUGCACCCCCCCUGUAGGAGCGCUUAACACACGACCGAUGAGCCCCACGCACGAGGGUAGCAGCGGCGCAAGUGUCGCCAGCAAGAAGGGGAGCAACAGCAGCAGGGAGGUUAACCUGAAUAGCGGCAGGAAUAGGGCCCACCAAGGUGGAAACGCUCACCACGGCGGGAACACCCAGCGCAGGAACGGCAAGGAGAACCAAGCCAACGUGUACAGCUACCGAAUGAACGCGAAGAGCAAAGCCGGGCAGGAAGAGAACGAGGCGGGCGAAGCUGCGGAGGCGGCAGUAGCAGUGGAGGCAGCUAACGCAUCCGGCGCAGCGGAAGUAAAGCAGUCCAAGCAUGACGAUGCGUACGACGGGAAGUUCAUAAAAAAGGAUGUCUGCAAUUUGGGGAAAUUAAAUAACGACAAAUUAAACAUGAAUAGCAACGCCACCUCCUCCAAUUUUAAAGAAGAAUCGAGCGUAGCGAAUGCGGAUGUAGACGCAGAGAAGGUUCGUAGCAUGUAUAUAAAAAAGUUAAAUUCUACCCAAUCGACGAUGAACAUUGAGGGGAAUAAUGAUACGUACAAGGAGGAGGAAUUGAUGCAGAUGCAAAUGAAGAAUGGAAAGGGCAAUAUGGAGGACUGUACCUAUAACUAUAAAAAUAAAAAAAUGAUCAAAAGUAAACAUAAGAAUAACAAAUUGGAGGAUAAAAUGGAUAACCAGCUAGCCAACGAAGAAGAUGGUGACAAAGAAAUGUACAACAAUUCAUUUUACCUGUCUGACAAUAUGGAUGAAGAAUUAAGCAACGGUGGAAAAAAUAUCUCCUUUAUUAAAAAAAUCAAAAUGUGCUUUAAUUAUUUUGGCCCAGGAUGGAUUGUAGCUAUUGCAUAUUUAGACCCAGGUAACCUGUGCAGUAACUUAAAUGUAGGGUUAAUCAGAUCACCAGAUGAUAAUGUUAAUAACAAUUUGGUGAAGGAUUAUACGGGGUAUCACUUACUAUGGAUUUUGGCAUAUGGCCAUGUCUUAGGUUUUGUCUUCCAAGUGUUAUCUAUGAAAUUGGGACACGUGACAGGGUUAGAUUUGGCAUCCAUAUGUUACAAAGAAUUUGAUAAAAAAUAUUCCUACCUUCUCUACAUCUGUGUGCAGAUUGCCAUCUGGGGUGCACACAUACAAGCCAUUGUGGGUACCUUUGUAGCUAUACAUUUGAUUUUUGGGAUAUCUGUGAAGAUAGCCAUUUUGUACACCCUAGUAGAAGCACUAGUGUAUAGUUUCCUCGAAAAUAAAAGUCUUAACCUUUUAGAAAAUGUCCUAAGUUUGCUCAUCGGAUUGUUGGCCCUCUGUUUCAUUGUUAACGUUUUUAUGACGCCUAUUAACUAUAAAGAGGUGGCUUACAGCAUUUUGUACCCACGAAUUCCUCAGGGGAAAGGAUUUGAUGCCAUGGCGUUAUUGGGGAGUAUCAUAUCAGCACAUGUAUUUUAUUUACACACAAAUUUAACGUCAAAGAAGAAGGCUGUAAUAUUUAACGACAGAAUGUUAAAAAGGUAUAACACUUUGGGGACAGUCGAAUCUGCAGGUUCGCUGUUUCUCUCCUGUGUGACGAAUUGCAUUAUUGUGCUAACUUUUGCGGAGGUUAAUAUUAAUGCACAUGACAGGAGAGAUGCGUAUAACCUUUUCACGGCUUACGAAGUGAUGAAAAAAUCGUUUGGAAAAAUUUCCAUGUAUAUAUGGUCCUUUGGUUUGCUAAGUAGUGGAAAUAACUCCAGCUUCAUGUGCGAAUAUGCUUCCAAAUCUGUAUUUGAAGGAUUUUUAAAUAAAAAAGUUAACACGUUUUUACGAGUACUAUCUUUCCGCUUCUUCCUCUUCUCCAUUUUGUAUUUAUUUUUACUAUACGAUAAGUACAGCAUUGACCAGCUGACAAACUUUAUCAAUGUCAUCCAAGUGCUGCUCCUCCCUCUGGCCAUUGUCCCUCUCUACCGAUUUAGUAUUCAUAAAAAUGUGUUAGGAAAAUUUGCCUUAACAAAAUAUUCCAAAAUUUUUGUUUUCGUCAUUGUUAUUUCGAUAAUCAUUGCCAACUUGAUGUUAACAGUUUUUGAUUUCCUUCAGAAAGUGCCCAAUUUGUACUCUGUUUGUUUUGCCAUUUUCUUCUCCCUCAUUUAUUUAUCCUUCAUGCUCUUCCUCUUUAAAAUGCCGAUUACGAAGACCUACUGUCGCCAGCGCUGA